Molecule: messenger RNA, 1495 nt
Organism: Eutrema salsugineum
Lineage: Eukaryota; Viridiplantae; Streptophyta; Magnoliopsida; Brassicales; Brassicaceae
Product: WAT1-related protein At1g44800
Exons: 7
Coding region: 150-1301 (383 amino acids)
Cellular component (GO): plasma membrane
Molecular function (GO): transmembrane transporter activity
Source: RefSeq, a predicted model, not a curated record
AAACAAAUAGAGCUUAUCUCAUCACUCACCUAGCAACUCUCAUCAAUAUAAAGAGAGAGGAGGAGAGAUCCUCUAUAUAGCUAGUAUUUAUAUAACUAGAAAUAUACUCUCCAUAUAUUGAUUAGUGAAAGAGUAAUUAACAAAUAAAGAUGAAAGGUGGAGGAAGCAAAUGUGGGAGCAUGGAGAAAUUGAAGCCAAUAUUGGCAAUAAUAUCAUUGCAAUUUGGGUAUGCAGGCAUGUACAUCAUCACCAUGGUCUCUUUCAAGCAUGGCAUGGACCAUUGGGUACUUGCCACAUACCGUCAUAUCGUUGCCACGCUUGUCAUGGCUCCCUUUGCUCUAGUUUUCGAGAGGAAAAUUAGGCCUAAGAUGACAUUACCGAUGUUCUAUAGGCUUCUUGCUCUUGGAAUACUAGAGCCUCUUAUGGACCAGAACUUCUACUACAUAGGAUUGAAAUCCACGUCAGCAUCGUACACUUCUGCCUUUACCAAUGCACUUCCCGCCGUCACCUUCAUUCUCGCCCUCAUUUUCAGGCUUGAGUCAGUGAACUUUAAAAAGAUACACAGUAUUGCAAAAGUGGUAGGAACGGUAAUAACGUUAGGAGGAGCAAUGGUGAUGACUUUAUACAAAGGUCCAGCCAUCGAGAUCGUAAAAGCCGCUCAUUCUUCCUUCCAUGGUGGCUCCAACACGGCCACUGGUCAACACUGGGUCACCGGAACCUUAGCCAUCAUGGGCAGUAUCUCCACGUGGGCUGCUUUCUUCAUUUUACAAUCGUUCACGUUGAAAAUUUACCCAGCUGAGCUAUCCCUCGUGACGUUGAUAUGUGGGAUUGGAUCGAUCCUAAAUUUUGGCGUUUCGAUGAUAUUUGUUCGAGAUUUGAGUGCCUGGAAAAUUGGCAUGGAUUCUGGGACACUUGCUGCAGUUUAUUCCGGAGUGGUUUGUUCGGGCAUAGCGUAUUACAUACAAAGCAUCGUGAUUAAGCAACGUGGCCCUGUGUUUACGACGUCGUUUAGUCCAAUGUGUAUGGUCAUUACUUCAUUCCUCGGUGCCCUUGUUUUGGCUGAGAAAAUCCAUCUUGGAAGUAUAAUCGGGGCGAUUUUCAUCGUCAUUGGACUAUAUAGCGUUGUAUGGGGGAAAAGUAAAGACUUAGUGAAUCCUCUUGAUGAGAAAAUUGUCGUAGCUCAAGAACUUCCGAUCACUAACGUAGUCAAACAAACAAAUGGUACUGAUGUCUCUGGACUACCAAUGAACGGUCGUGAUGCCUCGGGAGCACCGAAUAACAGUGUUGUUACCAGUACCUGAAUCCAACCCCUAAGAGAAAAAGAAAGAUACAAAGACCAAAAAUGUCAUCUCCCUUGGGGUUGAAAUUUUGAUAUCUUUCUUGUUGUUUUUUGUGUUUUUUUUUUUUACAUUUUCAACAUCGCUCCACUCUUAACUUUAGUAUCUUUACAUAACUAUGUUUUCUGCUUUUCUAUUUUCAUGUAUUUUGAAAUUCC